This is a messenger RNA of Coffea eugenioides, 2156 nucleotides long. RefSeq names its product transcription factor VOZ1. The transcript is spliced from 5 exons. The record is from RefSeq and is a predicted model, not a curated record. Gene Ontology annotation, biological process: regulation of DNA-templated transcription; positive regulation of long-day photoperiodism, flowering. NCBI's taxonomy places the organism in Eukaryota, Viridiplantae, Streptophyta, Magnoliopsida, Gentianales, Rubiaceae. Bases 147 to 1604 code for a protein of 485 amino acids.
CCCACAUACACAGACUUCCGCACAUAUUUAUUUCGAAGUCGCGCAAAAGGAACCCCCAAUUGUGUUGUCUGAACACUUUCACGGCGAUCUUCUCUUCAAAGCAGGUGAUAGUUGAGAAACCAAGUGCUAUAUACUGAUUACUUGGAAUGGGCAAGGGUUCGAAGAGUGGUGCAUGCAAGUCUGCAUCGCAUCAGCUCUUCAAGGACAAGGCAAAAAACCGUGUCGAUGAUCUUCAAGGGAUGUUUUCGGAUCUGCAGUCUGCAAGAAAGGAGAGCCGUAGCAUUGAUGUUGCAGUUCUUGAAGAGCAGGUCCAUCAGAUGCUCCGUGAGUGGAAAGCUGAGCUCAAUGAGCCCUCCCCUGCUUCUUCUUUGCAGGGUGGAAGUCUUGGUUCAUUCUCGUCAGACAUUUAUAGGCUGUUACAACUUUGUGAGGAGGAAGAUGAUGCCACCAGUGCUUUAGCUGCACCCAAGUCUGAGCCAGAUGCACAAAAGGCUGAUAGUGGUGCUGUCUUUCAAGAAGGUUUCGUUGCUGCUCAGGCAUCUCAGGAACAAAGCUUCCAAUUGCUUGAUCACUGCAAAAACUCUCCUGCAGGAGCUAAUAGUAUGGGGGUCAACAAUCUGGGGCUUCCAACACAGUUAGAGUAUCACACAUUUGAUUUGCAUCAGGACUUUGAGAACCAGUAUUUCCAAGGAUUUGAUGGUACGGGCCUUUGUGGGGAGGAUGCUUUGCCCCAGAUUGCUGGUUUUGUACAAAAUUUUUGUCCUCCACCUGCUGCUUUUUUAGGGCCGAAAUGUGCACUUUGGGAUUGUCCGAGGCCAGCACAAAGGUCAGAGUGGUGUCAAACAUCACAGGACUACUGCAGUGGCUAUCAUGCCACAAUUGCACCAGCUGAAGGCUAUCCUGGCAUGGCUCCAGUUUUACGACCUGGAGGCAUUGGCUUGAAGGAUAAUUUGCUUUUUGCGGCUCUUAGUGCAAAAGCUCAAGGAAAAGAUGUUGGAAUUCCAGAAUGUGAGGGGGCUGCUACCACAAAAUCCCCUUGGAAUGCACCUGAGCUUUUUGAUCUUGUUGUUCUGGAAGGAGAAAUGAUCAGGGAAUGGCUUUUCUUUGAUAAGCCUCGAAGAGCAUUUGAAAGUGGAAAUAGAAAGCAAAGGUCAUUGCCAGAUUACACUGGACGUGGCUGGCAUGAGUCUAGGAAGCAAGUGAUGAAUGAAUAUGGAGGGUUGAAGAGAUCAUACUAUAUGGAUCCGCAGCCAAUGAAAAACUAUGAGUGGCACCUGUAUGAAUAUGAGAUUAACAAGUAUGAUGUCUGUGCAUUGUAUAGGCUGGAACUGAAGCUUGUUGAUGGGAAAAAGAGCCCGAAAGGGAAGAUAGCUACUGAUUCUGUCACUGAUCUGCAGAAGCAAAUGAAGAAGCUUACUGCUGAGUUUCCAUCUGACAAGCAGCGUGCCAUCAAAGGUGGUGCUAAGGCCGCUUCAAAGGAUGCUGCUGGAAGCAUUUAUUCUACCCCGAAUAGAAUGCCUCCUACAGGUGAAGGGUUUGAGUACAGCACAGGUGCUUCAUAUGAAUAUCUUGUUGACAAUUUGAAUGGUUACUAUGUCACGUAGUGGGUAAAAGUGAAGCAGUUGGAAUAAGGGGAAACUGUAUCAGUGUGCAUCCAUUGUGCUGCUCGCUGCAGGUCCAGGCAAUUGCUGGAGUUCUGAGCUUGCAUUUGCUUCACGUCCUUCAGUAUUCAGUCUGAUGUGUCAACCAAACCUCUUGUGUCUCCUGUAGAAUUAUUGUCAAUAGUACAUUGUCAUCUGAAGUGCAGCGGCCAUCUGACAGUUACCGUUUUGGAGCACCUUUAACUGCAGAAACAUGGCGGGCGAGUACCAAAACUGGCUGCCCUUGCUAAUUUUAUUGCUCGAUCAUCAUGAACUCUUGCUGCAUCUUUAGCCUUAUUAGUACUAGAUGCGAUGAAUGCUCACAGUUGUCUAGCAUUGUCUAACUUUUGGGUUUCAGGACUUGCUGUUAGCGGGCGAGGGUUCAUGGUAGCCAUAACUUGAAAUAUGUAGCAUUGUCAUUUUACCUCGUAUAUAAGCAUGUCUUGGGCUCUUAGCUCCUCUGGCCUCUUAUCAACUCUGUGAGACCCAGAUCUUGACUGCUGUCCUUGCCUUUCA